Molecule: messenger RNA, 1449 nt
Organism: Cokeromyces recurvatus
Lineage: Eukaryota; Fungi; Mucoromycota; Mucoromycetes; Mucorales; Mucoraceae
Product: aspartic peptidase domain-containing protein
Exons: 2
Coding region: 14-1378 (454 amino acids)
Biological process (GO): proteolysis
Molecular function (GO): aspartic-type endopeptidase activity
Source: RefSeq, a predicted model, not a curated record
GAUAAAUAAAUAAAUGAAACUAACAUUAUUAAUACUACACAUUAUUGUUAGCUUUUCAUUACUUGUAAAGUCUAUUUAUGAUUCUACAUCUAUUACAUUACCUAUUGUCAAAAAUAAACGUUCAGCUCAGACUCAUGACAAUAAGAGAUCGAAUACAAAAUUAUAUAAUAAAGAUGGAUCCGAAUAUUUAAUAAGUGUGGGCAUUGGUACACCUUCUCAACAUUUUACUGUUUCAUUAGAUACUGGAAGCUCUGAUUUAUGGGUCCCAUCUACAUCAUGUCCAGUCUCUGAAUGUCCUUUUGAUAGAUUUGAUAUAUCAAAAUCAAGUACAUUUCAAUUUAUUUAUCAAGAGGAUGAGCUUUCAAUUCAAUAUGGUAUUGGAGACAUGAAAGGGAUUUAUGGUUGUGAUACUGUUUGUUUAUCGAAUGAUUCGUUGUAUUGCAUUCCACAACAAGUCUUUGGUCUGGCGUCAUCUACACAUGAUCUUAUUGAUUUGACAAGGCAUCCUUUAAAUCUACCCAAUUCAAAUGGUAUCUUUGGUAUCGGCAAUUAUCAUGAAGGAAUUAAAUAUGUUCCAUUCAUGAUUAGACUAGUUCAAGAGGGACUCAUUAAACAAGCUCUAUUCUCGAUCAGUAUGAGUGCUUAUCAUCAUGUUGGAUGGACAGGUGAAUUAACCUUAGGAGGCAUUGACCCUACUAAAUAUGAGGGUGAUCUUGAUUAUACGACUGUCCUUUCCAACUCGUCCCAUUAUUGGAUGGUAGGAGUUCAACGGAUUCAAAUUUUAUAUCACCAUAACGACGACAACGACAACGACAACGACAACGACGAUGACAACGACGUCAUUUUUGAUUAUGCAUUCAAUCCUGUACAAGGAAUGAUUAUUGAUACAGGUACUACAUUAAGUUAUAUGGACCAAAGAAUUCUAGAACGUAUUCUGUCGAAAACGAUAGAAGGAGAACAACAACACAUCUUUUUUGAUCAAAUGUUAGGCAUGUAUAUCAUAGAUUGUCAAGUAUUCACGCAUGAUAACCAGCAACGAAAGAUGGAGUUUGUAUUAAAAGAUGAUUGUCGAUUCAGUUUACCACUAAGAGAUUUAGUCAUAGAACAACAGGAUGGUGUAUGUCUAUUUGGUAUAGCACCUUGGAUAGCGAAUGAUAAUAAUGUGAGCUCUAAAAUGAAAGAAGAAGGAUGGAUUUUAAUUGGAGAAUCUAUUUUGAGAUCUACUUAUUUAGUCUUUGAUAUGGAGAAUCAACGAGUUGGAUUUGCACCAUCCAUUCUUCAUCAACCUCAUCCUUCUUCCUCCUCUCGACAAGUGGUCUGUUAUUAUUCAAUGAAGGUCAUUUAUUCUAUUAUUCUAUUAUUUAUUCAUAUUAUAUAAGGAGGAAGUCUAUUAUUAUAAAAUAAGGUCCGUGCGAUCUACUCCAAAUAAAAAUAAGAAUAAAAAAAAAA